Molecule: messenger RNA, 1483 nt
Organism: Anolis sagrei ordinatus
Lineage: Eukaryota; Metazoa; Chordata; Lepidosauria; Squamata; Anolidae
Gene: TMEM114
Product: transmembrane protein 114
Cellular component (GO): apical plasma membrane
Source: RefSeq, a predicted model, not a curated record
UCCUCCUUUGCUUCUCCUCCGGAAAGAAAGAGAAGGCUUGGAUAUUAGGAAUGAUUCCUGGAGAAUACGUCGUUUGGCUCUUUGGUGAAGUGGAAGCAGACCUAUCUGGCUGAGCGUCACAGUGUUUGCUCAGCCAGAGAGAGAGAGAGAGAGAGAAUGUGCUAAUCGUGGGACCGAGGAGUAGUUGUCAUUAACACCUUGUUCUUCCCAAGAGAUUAUUCCAUGGUUUACCAGGUUGGGAAACAAGAGCUGCUAAUACAAGGAAGAGGAGCUGACUGAAUCUGGAAUUUCAUUUCAUGACCCCUGGGUUGCUUCCAGCAUUGCAAGCCCAUGACAUUAAGGGAAAGCUGGAACAUAGGAAAUCUUUAAGAAAAGGAAAUAUUUCCAAACCAUGGACUGACUUUUGAUCAAGAAAUGAGUUCUUUCUAACUUUGAAGGCUGAAGCCAUCAGGGAAAGAGGGCAUCACUAUGAAGCUGACGCUGAACAUGGUGGCCUUGUUUGCAGCCCUGGCUGGGAUUUUCAGCUUCUCCUUCCUGAUCGCGGCCAUCAGCACUGACUUUUGGUAUCUCAUAGACGCUUCAAAGCUGGAGAAGAUGAGCAACCAUACGGAGAGCAUGAGCUCACACUCAGGACUCUGGAGAACUUGCCAGCUUAAAAGCAACUGCCUCCCUAUUGCGAAUCCCUUUAAGCCUGGAACAGAAAACAUCACUGCAUCUCAUCAGCAACUAUUAAAUAUGCACGGUGCCUUUGUGAUUCUGCUCCCGCUCAGCCUCGUUGUGAUGACCUUCGGAGGAAUGACGGGCUUCAUUGCAACUCUGGCUCAGGUUUAUCUCCUCUUGAUCUUCACCGGGCUGUUCUUUCUCUUUGGAGCCCUCCUGACUCUGACUGGGCUUAGCAUCUAUGUUGCCUACUCUGCUGCGGCCUUCAAGGAAGUCAGCUACCUUCUGAGAGAGAAGAACCUCCUGGAACAUAUCAACAUCCAGUUUGGCUGGUCCUUAGCCUUUGCAUGGUUCUCCUUUGCCACCGAGGUCCUCACAGGGCUAGCCUUCCUCCUGAUGUCUAGGAUGGUGGGCAGGCAACUAAGGGAGAAUUCCUCCAUAUAAUGAACCCAGUCAUAACAGGAUUCUCCUAGAUCAGCAGAUUUAUUCAUCAAUAGGUCAACAUGGACCAUCUUUCUCACCCUUUUUUUUUUUUAGAGUUAUGGUAGACCAUUGAUAUCUCUUGGAGUUUUGUUCCAGGACCAUCCCUGUAUGGAUACGAAUAUCCAUGGAUGUUCAAGUCCCAUUAUGUUUACUGGUGUAGUAAAAUGCCAAAAUCAAGCUUUGCUUUUUAUUUUUUAAAGAAUGUUUUCGAGCCAUGGCUGGUUGAAUCCAUGGAUAAAGAAUGUAAUGACGGAUAGAGAACUUUAUUGCACUAAAAUGCUGUUCCAUUACAAUCCUGUUAUCAUUGAUAGGAGAUAAAUACCAUGUCAAGCACCUUCAA